AUGAGUGACAAGACUGCUGUGAAGUGCCCCGUCACGGCAGACACCGCAUUUGAGGCGAGCCUUGUUAGUAAGGGGCAUCUGCAGCUCGAUCUUACAGUGAGAUCCGUCGAGCCAUUUGAUGCCAAAGCCGAGCCCGCAGAACCCGCAAAGACCCAAUGGGAACUUUCCCGAGGGCUUGCGAGAGCAGGAUGGACACCCACCGAGAUCACCAAGAACAAUAUGAAGAUGAUGGAGCUUCGAGAGAUGCGAGUUGAUGUGAUGGACAAGCUUCACAAAAUGCAUUCGCAGCUUGUCACCUUCGUUCUCUGCAGCGACUUCGAGAUCCCACCGUAUCGUAUGUACCACUCAGUGCGCUUUGCCUGCCAGGAUAACACCGACUCAGCUGAUCUUUGCCCAUAUUGCACUGAGAUUAAGCCUCCAUCUGAGAUCAAGACUGCCGUUGCACCUCAAGAGUCGUGAGAUGGUGUCGAGACACAUGUCGUGAACUUCCGAGACUCCCUCUUUCGCCUCCAAUACAAAGUCCGCAAUAAAGAGAUGCAACUGAAAGAUAAGGAGCAGCGACUGGGAGAGAAAGAAAAUGAGCUCUUACUGAUGGAGUUCCUGAGAUCAAACAAGUGUGGAUCUGAGAUGGACGAGAUAGUCAGUUCAGUCGAGGUCAAUUUUGGCAGCCAGGAUGGUUGGUAAUGAAGUGGAAAGACUUAAGAACGAACGACAAGAGUCCAGAUGAGAUCGUCAACCAUACCAAGGAGAUCACACUGGAAAAGGGCAGCCAGUGCCUAGGACUGGCUGAGGCACACAAAAGACAGUGCGGUUUGGUCCUAGAGCCAUGAGAUCAGGAGAGCCGUAGAGAACAAUACCUUG
Molecule: messenger RNA, 861 nt
Organism: Paraphaeosphaeria sporulosa
Lineage: Eukaryota; Fungi; Ascomycota; Dothideomycetes; Pleosporales; Didymosphaeriaceae
Exons: 2
Coding region: 1-459 (152 amino acids)
Source: RefSeq, a predicted model, not a curated record